GAGUGAGGCAAAAUCACUUAACUAGCGCCUUCGCCGCUUCUAUAUCAUUGGGCAUAACCCAUUUUUAGUAAAGAGAUAACCGAUCUACUUGCAUUUCAAAAGAAAAUUAAAAAACGCCACCAGUGAGCGUUACAAGCAUCUGGUUCAUCCAGUAUCGAGUGAAAUCAUGAGUUGGGCAAGCAAGGACAAUGAUUCAAAAGAAGUCACAUUCCCUGCAUUCAAGAUAAGUGUCGUUCAAAGGAUAAAAAAGACUGCAAAAGAUCACAGGGAAAAACUUUUGAAAGACUGCAGUUACAAUCUAUUUAAAAUCCCAUCUGAAGAUGUAAUGGUUGAUUUUUUGACUGAUUCUGGAACUGGCUCUCUGUCGAAUGAGCAAAUGGCUAAAAUGCAGCUUGGAGAUGAAAGUUACGCUUCAUCCACGAGUUGGUACAGGUUCAGGGACGCUGUUACAGAGCUUUUUAACUUCAAGCAUGUUAUUCCAACCCACCAAGGACGAGCAGCGGAACGUAUACUGUUUACAGCCACGGUCAACCCUGAUAUGAUAGUUCCAAACAACACUCAUUUCGAUACAACAAGAGCAAACAUAGAAUUACGAGGGGGCAAAGCAUAUGACAUACCUAUAAAGGAAGCUCGAGACCCAAGAGCAUUGCACCCAUUCAAAGGCAAUAUGGACAUAGAGGCCCUUGAGCGUUUGCUGCAAGACCAUGGAUCAAAUAUACCCCUCGUAAUGCUUACUUUAACCAACAAUGCUGGCGGUGGUCAACCUGUGAGUGUUAGAAAUAUCAAGUUCGUAAGCGCAAUAUGCCGCCAUUAUGGAAAACCACUGUAUCUUGAUGCAUGCAGAUUUGCUGAGAACGCUUGGUUUAUCAAAGAAAGAGAGCAAGGUUACAAGGACAAAAGUAUUGUGGAGAUCGUUCGAGAGAUAGCGUCUCUGGUAGAUGGAAUGACCAUGAGUGCUAAGAAAGAUGGCCUGAGCCAUAUUGGCGGCUGGAUUGCGCUUAAUGAUGACAAUAUUGCCCAGAAGUGCAUCCAAAAUCUUAUUGUCACUGAAGGUUUUUUAACAUAUGGUGGCAUGGCUGGAAGAGAUUUGGAAGUCAUUGCCCAGGGCUUGAAAGAAGUUGUCACUGAAGAGUAUCUGUCUCAAAGAGUGGGUCAAGUCCAGUACUUUGGUAAUCAAUUGAUCGAGGCUGAUAUACCAGUCAUUCAGCCUAUCGGUGGACAUGCAGUAUACAUUGACGCAAAAGAAAUGCUCCCACAUAUACCACCAUUACAUUUUCCAGGCCAUUCUUUUGCUAUCGAGAUUUAUCUGGAAGGCGGUGUCCGUUGUGUUGAGAUUGGCUCACUAAUGUUUGGAAAAUGUCCAGAUGGCACAGAGAAACCGGCCGCGAUGGAACUUGUGAGGCUGGCAGUACCAAGGAGAAUGUAUACAAAAGAGCAUAUUGACUACACUGUCUCAGUGAUCAAAAGAGUUUUCGCUAGAAGAUCUAUGAUCAGGGGAAUGAGAAUAACAAAAGAGCCUGGCUUUCUGCGACAUUUUACAGCUGAAUUUGAAUAUCACAGUGGCCAAGAGCAAAUGACAAUGUGAAUGGUAAAGGGUGUCUUAGAAGUAGCAUUAACUGAUUUUGAAUCUAAGAUUGCUUUUGAGAAGCAUGCUAUGUAUAAUAAUUUAAUCAACCGCAUGUAUCAUCAACCUACUUAAUUUUGCUAAUUCAGACUAAAAAUUCAAAAUAGCAUAAAUCUCUUGCAAAUUGAUCAAUCUGAAAUGGAAGUUUGUUAAUUGACUGCAUGGUAUACAUACACUCUUUUUUUAUAAGAACAAUUUUAUAAGAACACGAGCCUCAAAACUGGUCAAAAGUUAAAAACAAAUUAAGAACAAGCUGAGGCUGAGCUUCUGCAAAAUGCAAUUUUGAAAAACGUUUUUUCUCAAAAUUGAGGAUUUUUAGCAAUGUGUGGGUGCUUUUUUGGUGAAUUUUCAAAUUUGUCAGCAAAUUAAGGCUGUCUAACUCUCUUUGUUAGCAAAUGAGGCCUGAGCACCUCCUUAGAUCGAAAAAGCUAGCAAUAGCACUGCUUACACUCUCUUUAUUUAAGAACAAAUUUAGAACAAUCCAGCCUCAGAUUUUCGAAAAAAUUUAGUACAGUCAGCCUGAACUUAAAUUUGCUGGUUCUUAUUAAAAAAAGAGAGUGUAUAUAUAUAAAUGUGUUUGGUAUUUUUUUGUUUAAGUGAGUUACAGACCUUGCUAUUAAACAACCAAGUUUAAUUUCCUUGAUGUUAGUUUUGACUUUGUUAAUGUACACUUACUUGACAAAAGUAAUAGGACGAUCGUCUCAAAGCAAUUGUGGUUAACCCUUUGCUCAGAAAACGUCAAAGAAAACCGGUGGAGCAUAAUCUGGCAGCCGCCAUUUGCACUGGAACUCGCUGAAUUGAUUUUGCAACGAAAUAUCUUCGGACACAGUAGGAAAUCUUAAGAAAAUUCUAAAUGAGUUUAUUUUUGGUCUUAGAAGAUUUCAUUUCUUAGAUUUUUUUAUGAAAAACCUAUUGUUUUUAAUUACAUCAAGGCUUUGACUUUGACGGGGUUAUUGAAAGACAACGAUGUUAUUAUUUUUGAAAAUUUUUGUCACAAUUGUAGCAUAUCUUGAUUUACUGUCCAGCUUAAAAAGAAAUGGUAUUUGCAAAGAAUCAUUACUUGUUUCUGUACUUGCCUGGGGACUUUCCACAUAUAAUUGGACAAAAUAUUCAGCAUUGAUUGACUUUGCACACAACGCCAGCUUGCAGAUGUCAUUAGGCCCAACCAAUAGUCGGCCUACCCUGGCCUACCAUUCUUUUAAUUUUAGUACGCAUUGUUAACUAAUUGUUCUUGUAAAAACAUGUGUUGUAGACUUGCUGCAAGCAAACUUUCUUGCAGUUUCAGCAAACAAAUGACUCGCUAGACCCAAAUAUUUUAUUGCUUCUCGUUCUCUUUCUGGUCGUUUUUGUGUUUUCGGCAUUGAAACUAAAACAUUGAUAUUUUCCACUUCUCCCUGAUAUUUUGCCACUUUUCUAUCAUAGAAAGGUAGAAAAUAAAUCGAAUUUGUUAGGAAUCGCGUUUUUGCUGAAGCCAUUUCUAGAAUCCCGCCAAAACAGCAAGAUUUGUUGAAUUCAUGUUAGAAUGCUAGUUUUGGAGCCGCCAUUUUGUUAUUCAUCGUCCUAAUACUUUUGUCACACGUAAUCGUAAGUGUAUAUACUCUUUCGGGUCUACAGGACUCAGCCGGCUGAGCUCUAAAAGCCCUCAAUUCUACGGUUUAACUAUACCAUAGCAGAGCCGUCAGAGUAAAGCUUAUUUCGAGGAAGAGAAGCUGUAAGACAAAAAAGGUAUCUGUAGCUUCCAUUUACAACUCUGUUACAGGGAACAUAAAAACCGCACGGAAAUUUUAAGGGCAAGGUACACCUCAUUCUCUAGCCGUCUUCCUUCCCAUGGUCCUGCAUAGGAUGUAGUGCUGAUCUUUUUAAUCGUACUGCAAGCUUAGUGCUGUCAUGACCACUGUAGUCAUUUAUUCAUAGUGGUAUGAUAUAAACCGCUUGAGAGCGGUUAAAAUGCUUUGUGAAAGGGUCAGUAUUGUUGUGAAGAUUCAAAUAGUGUUGAUUCUAUCGACAACAAAAUCAUACUGUUUUGUUAAAAAAGUUUGUUUUUUGCAUCAAUUGCCUUCUGUCUUAUUUCCUGUCAAAUGCCAUGCCCCCAAUAUUUGCCAAAAGGGGGCAAAAUUUUUGGUGACAAGGUUAUUGGAGCUACUGCCUUCAAGAGUUUCAGCAGCAAUAUAUUCCGAACUAAAAAGUUUUGAAUGGUCUGAUUCGUUUAAGUCGAAAUUAUUUCUACUUGUGUACGAAUAAUUUCUCCAGUAUCGAAUCGCUGUUUAGGGGCUGCUUUCUUAUACAAUACAGGAUACAUCUCAUAUCACUUUGUAUCUGCCGCAAAAAA
Molecule: messenger RNA, 3953 nt
Organism: Rhopilema esculentum
Lineage: Eukaryota; Metazoa; Cnidaria; Scyphozoa; Rhizostomeae; Rhizostomatidae
Biological process (GO): aromatic amino acid metabolic process
Molecular function (GO): carbon-carbon lyase activity
Source: RefSeq, a predicted model, not a curated record